CAUUUUUUCCCUCUUUGCGCUGCGGAACAUUUCCAUAGCCCUUCUGAAGCAUCGCUAUUUCUCUUUCUCUGCGUGCAAUUUGAGACGGUCUCUUUUCUUCCAUCUCUGCAUUUGACACAUUCUCAAGAUGACUGCCGAAGUCGCUGCCCGGAAAUGCAUCGGUGUGGAUUGCGAUAAGAAUGCCGGAACGCUACAGUGUCCGACUUGCCUUAAACAAGGGACGGAUAGCUUCUUCUGCUCGCAGGACUGUUUCAAGAAGAGCUGGAGCGAACACAAGACGAUUCACAAGAAGAGUAAUUUCCUGAGCAACCUCUUUACACCCAAAGUAGUUUCUGAACCAGAUCCAGCCACGGGGCUCUACAACCCCUUCCCUUCCUACCCUUUUGCCGGCGACCUGAGGCCCGUCUACCCGCUGUCCCCCCGGAGAACUGUCCCCAAGUCCAUCCCUCACCCCGACUACGCCAAGGAUGGCAUUCCCCGAUCCGAGCAGAAGUUUGUUGGUCGCCACAACAUCACUAUCCUGAACAAAGAGGAGCAGGAGGGUAUGCGCAAAGUGUGUCGCUUGGCUCGUGAGGUUCUGGACAUUGCUGCGCGGGAGAUCAAGCCCGGUGUCACAACCGACUACAUUGAUGAGGUGGUUCACAAGGCCUGCGUUGAGCGUGAUUCCUACCCCUCGCCGCUCAACUACGUCAAUUUCCCCAAGUCGGUAUGUACCUCGAUCAACGAGAUUAUUUGUCACGGCAUCCCCGAUCAGCGCCCCUUGGAGGACGGCGACAUUGUCAACAUCGACGUGACCCUGUACCACAACGGCUUCCACGGCGAUAUCAACGAGACCUACUACGUCGGUGACAAGGCCAAGGCCAACCCGGACGCCGUGCGAGUCGUGGAGACCGCGCGAGAGUGCUUGGACCAGUCCAUCGCGCUGGUCAAGCCCGGCAUGCUGUUCCGAGACCCCGGUAAUGUGAUCGAGAAGCACGCCAAGUCCCGCGACUGCAGUGUGGUCAAGAGUUAUUGUGGUCACGGUAUCAACCAGCUCUUCCACUGCGCUCCCAACGUUCCCCACUACGCAAAGAACAAGGCGGUCGGCACGGCCAAGCCCGGCAUGUGCUUCACCAUCGAGCCGAUGAUCAACCUGGGCACUCACCGCGACCGCACGUGGCCGGAUGACUGGACCAGCUCCACUGCCGAUGGCAAGCUGUCGGCUCAGUUUGAGCACACGCUGCUGGUGACGGAGGAUGGCGUGGAGGUUCUGACCGCUCGCCUGCCGGACUCGCCUGGUGGUCCCAUUCCCAUUCCCGUGGCUGAGGAACCCAAGACAGAUGCAUAAGAUUUCUUGUUGCCAGAGAGACGAGAUAGAGUAGAGCAUUCAUGAAGAGAUUCCGUAACGUCCUUGUCAACGAUUUGGUGUAUUUUUUGUCCUUCGAUUUUGGCGUCACUCCUUUGGAACUGUAAUAUUUAGAAGACAUGCAUAGCCACAACUAUUAUGAUCGGGCUUUCCUCUA
Aspergillus uvarum CBS 121591 is the source of this 1502-nucleotide messenger RNA. Its product is annotated as methionine aminopeptidase MAP1. Gene Ontology annotation, biological process: proteolysis. The record is from RefSeq and is a predicted model, not a curated record. Gene Ontology annotation, molecular function: metalloaminopeptidase activity. The transcript is spliced from 3 exons. NCBI's taxonomy places the organism in Eukaryota, Fungi, Ascomycota, Eurotiomycetes, Eurotiales, Aspergillaceae. The coding region runs from base 128 to 1327 and encodes 399 amino acids.